AUGGCUAGAAAAAGAAGCCAAACCUCAAGCCUGAUUGGGAGCCCGUCCUCGGAUAAUAGCUCCUCCACCAAAUUAGAUCAUGACCGGUUCCUCCCGAUCGCGAACGUGAGUCGUAUAAUGAAGAAAUCACUUCCCGCCAACGCAAAUAUAUCGAAAGAAGCCAAGGAAAUUGUCCAAGAAUGUGUUUCUGAAUUCAUUAGUUUCAUAACCGGUGAAGCAUCCGAUAAGUGUCAACGUGAGAAGAGGAAGACGAUCAACGGUGACGAUCUUUUAUGGGCGAUGACAACGUUAGGGUUUGAGAAUUAUGUUGUACCAUUGAAGGUUUAUCUCAACAAGUAUAGGGAGAUUGAGGGAGAGAAGAACUUCUUGGCUAGACAAGAAGACCAGUCUCCCACUAAUACAAAUGAAAUCAUGAUCAACAAAGUCAAGAGUCCCAUAUCGGCUAAUAGGGCAGAAUUCCAAGGGUUUAAUGGUGGACUUUUAUCGCUUGGUGCACAAGUAACUCCAAAGAGGUUUGAAUUUGGAGAGAAUUUUGUGAAUCUCAACUUCAAUAUGAGUAGGGUUUGUGCAAAAGGUGAUGGACAUGGCAAUAGAGCUUUUGCUGUGGCAGCUCCUCUUCAUCAUGGACUUGAAUGGUAG
This is a messenger RNA of Tripterygium wilfordii, 639 nucleotides long. RefSeq names its product nuclear transcription factor Y subunit B-3-like. Gene Ontology annotation, biological process: regulation of transcription by RNA polymerase II. The record is from RefSeq and is a predicted model, not a curated record. The coding region runs from base 1 to 639 and encodes 212 amino acids. Lineage: Eukaryota; Viridiplantae; Streptophyta; Magnoliopsida; Celastrales; Celastraceae. Gene Ontology annotation, cellular component: CCAAT-binding factor complex; nucleus. Gene Ontology annotation, molecular function: DNA-binding transcription activator activity, RNA polymerase II-specific; RNA polymerase II cis-regulatory region sequence-specific DNA binding; protein heterodimerization activity. The transcript has a single exon.